Messenger RNA from Aedes albopictus (Asian tiger mosquito), 3948 nucleotides. Its product is annotated as alanine--tRNA ligase, mitochondrial-like. Lineage: Eukaryota; Metazoa; Arthropoda; Insecta; Diptera; Culicidae. Gene Ontology annotation, molecular function: nucleic acid binding; alanine-tRNA ligase activity; aminoacyl-tRNA deacylase activity. The transcript has 5 exons. Gene Ontology annotation, cellular component: cytoplasm; mitochondrion. Gene Ontology annotation, biological process: alanyl-tRNA aminoacylation. The record is from RefSeq and is a predicted model, not a curated record. The coding region runs from base 143 to 3175 and encodes 1010 amino acids.
GAUGAAAAACGUCAAAUUUCACGCACGACGAUAAUGUAAACAUUCAUCUUGCGUGACCGGUUUUUCUUUAUCGCUACAAUUUUGCACGUAAAAUUACGAGUCAAAUUUGCACAGAUAAUACUCCAAAAAUCCACCCGUGAGCAUGUUCUUUCCUUUCCUGCGUGCACCGAAACGAAUCAGCACUUUGAACCGGUACGCGACGCGUUCGUACGGCAGCAACCACCACCAGUGGAGCUCCAGUCGGAUACGGAAGCAGUUUGUCGAUUACUUCGUCGGCGAAAAUGGGCACCGUUUUGUGCGAUCCAGCUCGGUGGUACCGUUCAGUGAUCCGACGAUCGCCUUCGUCAACGCCGGUAUGAAUCAGUUCAAGAAUGUGUUCCUAGGGACGGCGGAAUCGCCUUGUCCCAGAGCGGUCAACUCUCAGAAGUGCAUCCGGGUUGGCGGGAAGCACAACGAUGUAAGCGUGGUCGGAAGCGAUGGGUACCAUCAUACGUUUUUUGAGAUGUUGGGCAAUUGGUCGUUUGGAGAUUACUUCAAGCGGGAGGCUUGCGAAAUGGCCUGGCGGCUUCUGACCGAGGUGUAUGGGAUUGACCGGAGACGGUUGUACGUGAGCUACUUUGGAGGCGAUAAAACAAUGGGAUUGCCUGCUGAUCUGGAGUGUAGGGACGUUUGGGCCGGGUUAGGGAUUCCUCCGGAACGGAUUAUCCCAUUCGGAGCACGCGACAACUUCUGGGAAAUGGGUAACUCAGGCCCGUGCGGACCCUGCACGGAAAUUCACAUCGAUCAUUCCGAUCGGUUUGCGGAUACCGCUGGCAGGAAGCAUCUGGUGAAUGCCGGUGUACCAGAUUUGACCGAAGUGUGGAAUAUAGUGUUCAUCCAGUACAAUCGUAGCUUAGAAGACGGUCGAAUUAGUGAUCUACCUCAAAGACACGUCGACACUGGGCUGGGCUUGGAGCGAUUGGUAGCCCAUCUGCAGCAGAAGAACAGCAAUUACGAUACGGAUUUGUUCGUGCCUAUAAUUGAUCGCAUACAAAAGGUGUCGAAAAAGAACAGUUAUCAAGGUAUAUUCGACUCAACAGAUCCACGAUGCCAGUUGGACACUGCAUAUCGAAUCGUUGCCGAUCAUUCCAGAAUGAUAACUGCUUGUUUAUCGGAUGGGAUGUUCCCUUCGCAAAACCACAAAUUGCGACGGAUUCUGAGACGAUCGCUGUCCCUAUCCGAGCGGAUAUUCUCCUCUCCAUCGCUACUGCAAGAACUGAUCCCAGUUGUUGUCGAUGCCUUGGGAGAAACCUAUCCCGAAAUGCACAAAAAGCAGCAGCAGACACUGCAGAUCAUCCAACACGAAGAGCAGUCCUAUCGUCAGCUUUGCGCCGAUUUGUCUUCCGAUUCGCGGGCUUUACUCAAGGAAUACACCUACUUCGAUGAGGCGGAAGUAACCGAUCAUCCCGGAUUGCCAUAUGCAUUGAGAGAGAUCAAAAGGCUGAAAGCGAAACAAGGCCUGCGACGGUUAGAUGGAGAAACGAUCCACAAAAUGUAUGACACAUACGGAUUAGAUGUAGAUUUGCUAGUCAAAAUUGGUGAAUUUGAACAGCUAGAACUAGAUAUUGAAGGCUACGGUGCCUAUUCGAAACGUAUCAAAGAAGGAGCAAAACUCGAACUAGCUACUCGCUUACAAGAAAGUCUGAACGCUUCCCAAGGGUUUAGUCAAGGCUUCAACCAAGCGCAACACUGUCCAACUCGAAACGAAUACAAGUACAACUAUGUGUACAACGCAGACAAGCAUUUAUAUGAAAUUCCCAAGUUGAAAACCAAGAUUACCUCAAUUGUGACGGCGGACAACGCAGAGGACAACACUCUUUGUCACGUGAUUACCGAGAAGAGCAAUUUCUAUUUCGAAUCCGGUGGCCAGCAGAGUGAUCGAGGAAGCCUAGUCCUAGCCUCCGAUCCAUCAACUCAGUUCCAGGUGAAGGUCGUCGGUGAACAUCAAGGAUUCGUCAUACAUUCCUUGAAUAGAAGAGCCGCGCAGAACUUGGCCGUUGGUGACGAAGUCAUUCUAACGGUCGAUCCGAUCGUGCGAAGCUCUAACAUCCUGCAUCAUACGGCGACGCAUCUGUUGAAUGCUGCGACACGGAAUGUCCUUGCCGUGCCGAUGUGCCAGCGAUCCAGCUUCGUAGGAGACAAAGGACUUAAGCUGGAGCUGGCAGUGUGCGGUGCCAGGAUUGGACCCGAUGAGGUCGAUGCUGUGGAACAACAGAUCCGGCAGUGUAUCAUGCGGAACGAGCCGGUGAGGGUGCGCGUCUGCAAUGCCAGCGACGUUGAUUUGGACAAGGUCACAAUAAUCCCCGGCGAGGUGUACCCAGAAAAGGAUCUCCGCUUGGUAGAAAUAGGCCAAUCUACCUCAACCGAGUUCUGCUGCGGCACCCACGCUCAAUCCACGGGAGAACUGCAGGACUUUUGCAUCACCAACGUGACCCAAAACAAAUCCGGCUGUUACACUUUCUUUGCCAUUGCCGGUCAAGCUGCCAUCAAAGCCCACCAGCUGGGAGCCCAAAUCCAAAACGAUGUCGGCCAGCUAAAGCACGACAUGGAUCAGCAGUUAUCCAAGGACAUGAGCAACAUCGAUGCCCGUAUGCAGCGGUUGAAGAAUGUGCUUCUAGUCGGUUCCGAGAACAACAUCAACCUGCCGUAUGCCGUUCGACAGCGCUGCCUGGAUGUGAUCAACGAGCUUUACAGACGGUUGAAGGAUCACACCCGAGAAUCGCUGCGCGAGCUGAUCGAUAUCGAGAUGAAAAACCUACAGCAAGAAUAUCCCCUCGCUUCGAACCCAUUCAUCGUGCAUUUUCUGGAGAGUUCCAUCAUUCUAGACGAAGUUCAGUUGAGUAAGGCCACCCGCUACUUUCCGGAUCGCCCCAUCCUGGUGAUGAGCAUUACCGAUGAUCAGGUCAAAGCCCGAGCCACCGUACCGCCGUCCUGUGUCAACGAACACUUCGAUGCGCAGAAAUGGCUCAGAACGGUGGGCGCGGUGUUCAAAUCCGGUGUGGCCGCUCCGAAGGGCCAGAAUCCGGCGGAAGUUUGCAAUAUGAAGAGCAGGAAGGUAAAAACGUUACAGUUUGAAUCGUUGCUCGAACGGGCACUCAAGGAGUCGUCCGAUUUCGCCAGAGUAAAUAUGAAGUGAUAAGUUGCAUGCCGUAGGCUAUCUGUUAACUAGGUUUAUAGUUCCGAAAGUGGAAGAUACUUAAUUUUCUAAGAAAGCGAAUGCGUGACGGUUUACUAUGAAAGAAAUUUCAGUUGAAUGUGCCUACACGUGUAGUAGAUCUUUCCGGUUGCGCUAUAUGAACAUAUGUCUUAGACUUUGAAACAAAUCGAAUCAGAAAGCAUUAGGUGUCUUCGAACGUACGUAAGGUGUUGGGAAAAAUACUCGGCGGUAGAGAAGAAAAUAUGUCUGGUGAUUUCUCACGAAACACGAGCAGUGACAAAAAGAGAUGGUUAUUGUCAAGCCUGGUUCACUGGAACCAGGAAGAAGUCGGUGACGCCAUGGCAGCCUACGAGCACGAUGGCUGGUUUGCAGUUGACAAGGGAGGACCUGAGGCAAUCAUCAAUAUCAAGUAAGUAAUUUUGUUAAAUUUGCACUAUGUAUUAUGUAGGGUAAACGACAAUAUACUGCAUCCCCCUUCCACCCCUUCAUUUUCAAGAAAUUUAAGUUCAUUUGACACGCAUAAUCGAUUAUUGCCUCCCCAUGGAUCUUUAAGCAGAAUACCCUCUUCGAAUGAGUGUAAUCAGUUUCGUACCUUUUAAUUCCGCCCUAUGUUGCUUAUCCUUUGACAGAUACGCGUAUUUCGACUACCACUUGUAAUCUUCCUCAGUGUCAGUUAUCCACUGAAGAAGUCAUCGCAUUCACCCCGCUUAUAUACCAAAAUCCAACCGCUACUAUUGUUACCUAAAAACUAC